Molecule: messenger RNA, 938 nt
Organism: Elaeis guineensis (African oil palm)
Lineage: Eukaryota; Viridiplantae; Streptophyta; Magnoliopsida; Arecales; Arecaceae
Product: mitochondrial import inner membrane translocase subunit TIM14-3
Biological process (GO): protein import into mitochondrial matrix
Cellular component (GO): PAM complex, Tim23 associated import motor
Molecular function (GO): ATPase activator activity
Source: RefSeq, a predicted model, not a curated record
AUAUAAGAGUCUGGCAUGCAAGUGAGGCCGUACGAUGAUACGCUGGUGGCUACCGCAAGGUGGUUUGUAUUAGAAUUGUUCUGGCUGACCAAGAGACCCGGACCACCGCCAGCCUACCGCCUUUCCCUUUCUUGAAGCCCAAGCCAUCGGACCCUCUAAACGAAACCCUUUGUCCCCCCUUCUUUGCCCCUCCAUCGACCAAUCCGCUCGUCUUUAAUUCCUUCCUCCUUCCCUCCUCCUCCUUUCUUCGAACCUAAUCUCACUAUUUUUUCUUCCCGCUCUUCAUUCGCUCUUUAUCCCUGCAGCUAGGGUUACACCUCUUGCCUUCCGAUCGGUUGCCUCUGCAAAUCCAUUGAGUUUGAGCUUAUUUAAUGGCAACUCCUCUGAUCACAGGAUUGUCGGUUGCGGCGGCUGCCAUGAGUGGUCGGUAUUUGAUUCGGGCGUGGCAGGCGUUCAAAGCUCGCCCUGCUGUUCCUCGGGCUCGCAGGUUUUACCCUGGUGGAUUUGAGAGGGAGAUGACAAGGAGAGAAGCAGCAUUGAUCCUUGGUGUCAGAGAGCAUGCUGCAUUGGAGAAGAUCAAAGAGGCUCAUAGGAGAGGGAUGGUAGCAAACCACCCGGACGGCGGAGGAAGUCAUUAUCUUGCUUCAAAGAUUAAUGAGGCGAAGGAUAUGUUGAUUGGAAGACAAAAGGGUGGGUCGUCUGUCUUUUAAUUGAAACAACAUUGUGUUUGGAUUACAGCAACUUCAUGGAUGAUUGAGGAAGGAAAGAUUGGAAAGUUUUAACAAUCCAAAAUUUUGUAGCUGUCUUCUUUGAUUCAACAUUCAAAUGUACUACUGAUGGAUGAUAUUUCAUACAGUUUAUUCUAUCAGCUGUAUUAUGUUAUUCUGAAAAAAUUGUUAUGGUGACAUUAAAGAAGAUUAUAAACAGUGAAUUCUUAA